AUGAACGUCCUCAAGAUCCAGCGGAAGUUCCCGCAAUUCCAACAGAACGAGAUCUUCGAGCUCUCCAACGCAUUCAACAAACUCGACGUAGACGACAAGGGCUACCUCGAUGAGGCGACCGCGAUCAAGGCCACACAGCAAAGCGAGCGCCAGCCGUAUGAUGUUGUCAGACAAGCCUUGAAGGAGGUCGAACUCGACUCCUCCAGACGAGUCGAACUUGAAGACUAUGUAUCGCUCAUCUCCAAGCUACGGGACUCGUCGCCUGCGCAAAAGCGACUCUCCUCGGGGCCCGUGCCAGCCUCGCCAUCGUCUGGGAUUGUAGCCCAGCGGACGGGCGGCCAUGCUUCCAAGGGGAGCGUGAGCGGGAAGAUCCAGGUCCAGGGCUCGAAUGCUAACAUCACCCACACCAUCAACGAGGAUGAGCGCACAGAGUUCACCCGUCACAUCAAUGCCGUCCUUGCCGGCGAUCCCGAUCUCGGCAACCGCCUGCCCUUCCCUACCGACACGUUUGAGAUGUUCGACGAUUGCAAAGACGGCCUCGUGCUGGCCAAGCUGAUCAACGACAGUGUCCCUGAUACCAUUGACGAGCGUGUACUCAACAUGCCCGGCAGAAAGAUCAAGACUCUGAACGCUUUCCACAUGACCGAAAACAACAAUAUCGUCAUUGAGUCGGCAAGAGGUAUUGGCUGCUCGGUUGUCAACAUUGGCGCUGGGGAUAUCAUUGAGGUCCGAGAGCACUUGAUUUUGGGUCUCAUCUGGCAGAUCAUCCGCCGCGGUCUGCUUGGAAAGAUCGAUAUCAAGCUCCACCCCGAGCUGUAUCGCCUCCUUGAGGAGGACGAAACCCUGGAGCAGUUCCUGCGGCUCCCCCCUGAGCAGAUCCUUUUGCGUUGGUUCAACUACCACCUUAAGGCCGCGAAUUGGCCGAGGAGGGUGACCAACUUUUCCAGCGACGUCAAGGACGGCGAGAACUACACUGUCCUUCUUGCCCAGAUUGGCCAUGAAUACGGAUGCGAUCGUAGCCCCCUUCAGACCCGAGAUCUCCUUCAGCGUGCCGAACAGGUACUUCAGAAUGCCGAGAAGCUCGACUGCCGCAAAUUCCUCACCCCAACCUCCCUUGUCGCCGGUAACCCCAAGCUCAACCUCGCUUUUGUUGCCAACCUCUUCAACAACCACCCGUGCCUAGACCCCAUCACCGAGGAGGAGAAGCUCGAGGUCGAAGACUUCGAUGCCGAGGGCGAACGAGAGGCCCGUGUCUUUACCCUGUGGCUCAACAGCUUGGAUGUCCAGCCUGCGGUACAGUCCUUCUUUGACGAUCUCAGGGACGGCACGAUCCUGCUACAGGCUUAUGACAAGGUUAUCAAGGGCUCUGUCAACUGGCGCCACGUCAACAAAGCUCCUGCAAACGGCAGCGAGCUGAUGAGGUUCAAGGCUGUAGAGAACACCAACUAUGCCAUUGAGCUUGGCAAGCAGAACGGCUUCUCCCUCGUCGGCGUUCAGGGAGCCGACAUCACUGACGGCCAAAAGACUCUCACUCUUGGCUUGGUCUGGCAAUUGAUGCGCAGAGACAUCACCCUAACCCUGUCGGCGCUGGCGCAACGGCUCGGAAAGCGGGAGGUCACCGACGCCGAGAUGGUCAAAUGGGCCAACGAAAUGUCUCGCAAGGGUGGCCGCAACUCAUCCAUUCGGUCGUUCAAGGACCCCGCCAUUGGCACCGGUGUCUUCCUACUGGACGUGCUGAACGGCAUGAAGAGCAGCUACGUCGACUACGAUCUCGUCAACUCCGGGCGCACCGACGACGAGGCCUACCUCAACGCCAAGCUGAGCAUCAGCAUCGCGCGAAAGAUGGGCGCCACCAUCUGGCUGGUGCCCGAGGAUAUUUGCCAGGUUCGCUCCCGUUUGGUGACCACCUUCAUUGGUAAGAUUGAAAUCCUCCUCGAUGGCGAGAUUGCGGCAUAA
This is a messenger RNA of Thyridium curvatum, 1956 nucleotides long. RefSeq lists its product as uncharacterized. The record is from RefSeq and is a predicted model, not a curated record. The transcript has 3 exons. NCBI's taxonomy places the organism in Eukaryota, Fungi, Ascomycota, Sordariomycetes, Thyridiales, Thyridiaceae. Gene Ontology annotation, molecular function: actin filament binding. Gene Ontology annotation, cellular component: actin filament; cytoplasm; actin filament bundle. Bases 1 to 1956 code for a protein of 651 amino acids. Gene Ontology annotation, biological process: actin filament bundle assembly; actin filament network formation.